UGAGUUUACUUCCAAGCUAGGGUUUUUUCGAGUUAAACAAUUAUUAGUCACUGGGCCCUCUGAAAAGUAUUACAUAGUAGAUGGGGAUGAUGGAAUUAGGGUCAUCCUUAGCCUUCUAUGUGAGAAAUUUAAAGUCGUCAACUUCUUUGUUGUGGAGGAGGGUGAGUUCACUGUCGUUGCCCAAAAUAUCACACAAUAUGUUGAAUCAUGUUGUGUAGAUGUUGAGGUUGGUACAGAUUGUGAACACAGUCCUGGUUCUGUUGAUGAAUGGGAUCUUUCUGAGGGUGAGGAAUGUGAUUUAGAGUGGAUGGAUGCUAUUAGCAAUGAAAGGGGAAGAGUAGUAGGUGACAGGUUGGAAAGCUUCAAAGAAUUGCAAGUUGGUAUGACAUUUAAAGACAUGAAAGAAGGUAGACAGGUUAUGAAUUAUUAUGCAUUAGCUAACAAAAGGGCUUUGACUAUAAUAAAAGGUGAUACAAAGAGAACUAGGUAUGGUUGUGAUAUAGGAUGUCCCUUUAGGUGUUUGAUUCAAAAGAUGGCAAAACUGAAGGGUUUAAGAUAAAGACUUUCAUCAAUAAGCACACAUGUGAGGAGACCUUUUUUAAUGCUAGAGCUGAUGCAGUUACUUUAGCUCAAUACUUCAAGAACAAGCUUCAAAAUAAUCCCAAGUAUAAGGUAAAAGAUAUGAGAGGAGAGCUUGAAAAUGACUUAAAAUUGAAUGUGUGUCAGUCUAAACUUAAAAGGGCUAAGAGGAUGGCUCUUGAGAAGUUGGAUGGAAGUUUUAUUGAUGACUACAACAAGCUUGAGGACUAUGCACAAGAGCUUAAGCAAUCCAAUCCCAGAAGUGAUGUUUUGAUAAAUAUCUCUAAGGAUGCCCUGGCUGAAGGAAAAAGAAAAUUUUUAAGGAUGUACAUCUGUUUUGAUGCUCUUAAGAAAGGGUGGAAAUCUGGUUUGAGGCCAUUUAUUGGACUUGAUGGUACAUUUUUGAAAGGUAUAUGUAAGGGUAUUCUGUUGGUUGCUCUAGGACAAGAUUCUAUGAACAGUUUCUAUCCACUAGCAUGGGCAAUAGUGGACAAAGAAACAAGCAACACAUGGUGCUGGUUUAUUGAGUUAUUGAAGGGGUCUUUGGACCUUAAAGAUGGUGCAGAAGUCACAUUCAUUUCGGAUAUGCAAAAGGUAUGAUGCUGUUUUUAAUUCACUUUCAUUCACAAAUUUACUCACUGUUUUUACACACUCUUUAACAUAAUGUACCAACUGUUUUUACUCAACUUGUACUCAUUGUACUUCUGUUUUUAACACUUAGUUAUUCUCAACUUUCACUGUUACAGGGACUGAUAGAUGCUGUUGUCAAAGUGUUGCCUGAAGCUCAACAUAGGUAUUGUGUGAGACACAUUGAGAGUAACUGGUGCAGAAAAUGGAGGAGUGGUCAAAUGAGAAAGCUGAUGUGGUGGUGUGCUUGGAGUUCCUAUGUUGAAGAGUUGAAGGACCAAUUAAAUAAGUUGGGGAAACUAUCAGAAGAUGGUGCAAGAAAUUUGGUAAAGUAUCCACCAAAGGCAUGGUGUAGAGUUUAUUUUGAUACUCAGUGUAAGAACAUGAAGCCAAGCCAAUGAUCAAGAUGUUAGAAGAAAUAAGAGUACAAGUGAUGAGAUUGCUAGUGAAUAAUGAAAAGAAGUUGAAGACUUGGGUUACAGAUUUCAGUCCGGAAUGCAUGAAGUUGUACAUCGACUACAGGGCAUUAGCACACACUUGUAAGGUGGAGUUCAAUGGAGAUUGGGGCUAUGAAGUGUCUGAUGGAGAAGAUAGACACACUGUCAAUCUAAAGGAAAAGAGAUGCACUUGCAGAAUUUGGGAUUUAUCAGGUAUUCCCUGCCAGCAUGCCAUCAAAGCAUUGACACACAAAAAAGUAAAUCCAAUAACUGAAAUACAUUGGUGGUAUAGCAAGGAGGCUUACAUGCUUACAUAUAAAAACAAGAUGCAGCCUGUAAGAGGUCAAAAGUUUUGGAAGGUUGAUCCUUCAAGUGCAAUGUUGCCUCCUAAUGUUGUGAAACAAUUGGGUAGACCAAAAAUGAAAAGGAAUAGAGAACCAGAUGAAGCAAGAAAAAGAAAGGGUGAAUGGUCUCAGUCUAGAAAAGGCACUCAAAUGACAUGUAACAACUGUGGUGAAUCAAAUCACAAUGUCAAGUCCUGUUACAAGGAAAAGUGUGCUGAAAAUAAUGCACAUUCGAAGAAAGGCAAAAGGCCAAUGUCUAACAAUGAACAUGGUUCUGAUGUUGAGGGUGGAAUUGAAGCUGAAACUGGGGCUGAGGCUGUAACACAAGAGUUUGAACCAUAUGGUCCUAAUGUUGAAGAUGAAGAAGACCCACCUCUAAGACCAAUGGUGAUUUGUGAAUCGGAAUUGAGGGCUGAGAAGUUGAAAAAAAGGGUUGUUCCAACUGGUGCAAGAAAAAUUCAGUUUUAUGGAGAUCACACUGGUGCCUCAGUGCCAACUAAUCUACCUUAUUCUCCGAUCAAAACAACAUGAAAGGGAAAAGAAGUUGUCCCUGCUGGACAUGUGCAAAUGCAAGCAAAAAAGAAAAGAAUCAAGAUGAUGGGGGUUAAGGGCAGAAAUCCUGUUGUAGAUGAUGAUUUAUUGUAAUUUAUUUUCUAUGUUAAUUUGUGUUAAUGCUCAUGGUUAACAAUAUUGCUAAUGAGUAUUAAGUUAGGGGAAACUUUCAUAUGCCUUCAUAGAAUGGCAUCACAGACACCUUUUUUUGUUGUGGUUUGUCUUGUCAUUGUGAAUUUAAGACGUCUUCUUUUGAGUG
Solanum lycopersicum (tomato) is the source of this 2798-nucleotide messenger RNA. The record is from RefSeq and is a predicted model, not a curated record. NCBI's taxonomy places the organism in Eukaryota, Viridiplantae, Streptophyta, Magnoliopsida, Solanales, Solanaceae.